AUGGCACCUAAAUUUGACGUGGGUGCAGAGAUUAACCGAAUGACAGCGAAGAGCGAAAUGUAUUUUUCAAUAAUACAAGAAACGUAUGACAUUUCCCUACAAAUUACCACCAAUACGGCAAACCUAUUUCUGGAACAAUUCGAUACAGCUGUACAAGCCCUUUCACAAUUAAAUCUUCAAGAUGCAUUUGACUUUAUGAUAACGUCUAUGGCAUUCUCAAAACUCGAUCCCAUUUUGCAGGAGAAAUUUGAGCAUUCUUAUCAAGGAGAAUUUCCUAAAUACCAAGAUCUCCUCAAAUUUCUUCAUAAGUCGCAACAAGCGAAAAAUCAAGUUUAUGGUAUGACAAGUAUAACUAACAAUUACACAUAUGAUAAGCAAAAGGAUAAAAAUUCCAAAAUUAGUCGAUCAUUUCUUUUAAAAAGUAAAUACGAAAAGAAGUGCUUUGUGUGCCGGGAACAACACGCCAUAUUUGCAUGUUCAAAAUUACUAGAAAUGAACAUUCCUGAACGCCAUAAGACGACAGUUGCGUGUCGAUCGAAGAAAACUUGUAUUAUAUGUAAGGCACCGCAUCAUACGAGUACAUUGUUGCAUACUGAUAAGAAUCUUGCAAAUACGAAUCAAGAUAAUCCGUCGAAUUCGAAAUCUAAUAACACAGUUUUAUGCGUUUUCAACAACAACCAGCUGGCACAUAAUGUAACCAUAUUGCCUACUGCAGUAACCAAAGUUUUCACCGAAAAUGAAAAUAUUUUAUUACGUACGAUAAUUGAUUCAGCAAGCGCUAGAAAUUUUGUCACAUUAACUUGGUGCUUAAAAGCUCAGUUACCAAUUAAACCAGUUUCAGCCAAAGCGAUGGGAUUAGGUAAUUCAUCACAAAUCGUGAUAGGAUUGGUUAAUUUUACUUUAAUUUCUUUAGUCAAUUCAUACCAGUUGUCGGUAUGUGCAUAUGUCGUGCACAAGAUCGUGGGAAAACAACCACAAACCACCAUUCCAGUUUCAUCAAUACAAACGUUCUUAAAGUACCCUUUAGCAGAUCCAAACUUUUAUUCACCACAAGAGGUCGAUGGUAUCUUGGGAUGUGAUGUUUUCAGCGAAAUUAUAGGUACUCACCAGGUAAAAAAUGAUCAAGGAGCUCCAACAGCAUUAGAAACGCAGUUGGGAUACAUAAUAAUAGGUUCUGUUCCCAAUUUAUCCCAACCUUCAAGCACAUCGACUAAUUUAUGCAAUAUUUCGAACCCAGAUCUUAACGUUCAAAUGGAUAAGUUUUUUCAGUUAGAAGAUAUUCCACAAGCAGCACUUCCUUACGACGAUGAUUAUUGUGAAAAUCAUUUUAUUGCAACAACAAAACGAUCUCCAGAGGGGCGAUACAUAGUAGCCCUACCUUUUAAAAUUAUAAACGAUUAUUUGACACAAAACCAUUUAUCCUUUGUUGCUCCUUGUUCUCUGAAGAAUAAAGUUAAUGAUUCUAGUCACAUAGAAAAUGCAUAUUAUAUUCCUCAUUUUGCAGUCGAGAAAGAAAGCUCCUCCACUCCAUUACGCGUUGUGUUUGAUGCAUCUGCAAAAAAUGCAGAAUUUACCUCGCUAAACGAAAAUUUACAUGAUCGAAAAUACCAAAGGAUAUUAUGGAGACCAUCACCCGAUGUACCUAUUGGAAUCUAUGAACUAAAUACAGUUACAUUUGGCUUAUCAUCAUCUCCAUUUCAAGCCAUUAGAACAAUUAAACAACUGUCGCGAGAUGAACGUUCCAAAUUCUCUGAAUCACUUAUAAAAAUACUUGAAAACGAUAUUUACAUUGAUGACGUGGUUACAAGUGUUGAUUCUUUGGAAAAUACAAAAAUCAUUGUUCGUGAUCGACAGAUCGAUUUUGAAAUCGAUAAUUCAACCAAGGUAUUGGGAUUAAAAUGGAAUCCUUUAUCGGAUAAUUUUUCAUUUGACAUAAAACUUAUGUGGAAAAGGUGGACCAAACGACAUCUCCUUUCAGUAAUAGCACGAAUCUGGGACCCUCUGGGUUUCCUUACUCCCAUAGUUAUUAAGAUAAAAAUAUUAAUGAAGAAAAUUUGGACCUUGAAAAUUGAUUGGGACGAAGAAUUGCCAUCAUUCAUUAUUACUUCGUGGUUAGCAAUUUAUUCCGAAUUAGAGCUUCUUAAUAAUUUUGAGAUACCACGUUAUUUGAAAACUUCAGAACGAGGUAAAUGUACCUUAUUUGGUUUUGCAGAUAGUUCCGAACAAGCAUAUGGAGCUGUAGUUUACAUUAGAUCACUUAACACUCAGAAUUUCAUGCUAAUAUCAAAGUCGAGAGUAACACCAAUGAAAAAUCAAACUUUAGCACGAUUGGAACUUUGUGCAUGUCCAGCCAAUCGUUGGAAAACGUUUGUAGCUAACCGAGUAUCCAAAAUUCACGACCUUCUUCCGAAUGCACAGUGGCUUCAUAUUCCGUCCGAUCAAAAUGCAGCUGAUUGUGUUUCCCGCGGCUUACGACCUAAGCAAUUUAUGCAACAUAAAAAAUGGUUGUUCGGACCGGAUUGGUUAAACGAUGACAUAUCUUCUUGGCCCAGUAAACGGAUUGAUACUUCUAUAGAAAUCAAUCAAGAAAGAAAGGUUAAUGCUCUAGUG
Ctenocephalides felis (cat flea) is the source of this 2610-nucleotide messenger RNA. RefSeq lists its product as uncharacterized. NCBI's taxonomy places the organism in Eukaryota, Metazoa, Arthropoda, Insecta, Siphonaptera, Pulicidae. The transcript is spliced from 7 exons. The record is from RefSeq and is a predicted model, not a curated record. The annotation marks the transcript as partial.